This is a messenger RNA of Synchiropus splendidus (mandarinfish), 5186 nucleotides long. It is a transcript of the gene bag5, whose product is annotated as BCL2 associated athanogene 5. NCBI's taxonomy places the organism in Eukaryota, Metazoa, Chordata, Actinopteri, Syngnathiformes, Callionymidae. Gene Ontology annotation, cellular component: cytosol; nucleus; membrane. Gene Ontology annotation, biological process: protein stabilization; regulation of inclusion body assembly; negative regulation of protein ubiquitination. Bases 500 to 1966 code for a protein of 488 amino acids. Gene Ontology annotation, molecular function: adenyl-nucleotide exchange factor activity; protein-folding chaperone binding. The record is from RefSeq and is a predicted model, not a curated record. The transcript has 3 exons.
ACAGACUUAAAACAAUAUCUGGAACAUUUAAAAGUUAAAAAAAUUAACGCGUAAAGUCUAUGUUCAAUGAAAUGUAAACAUGUCGCGUAUGUUUAUGCUGAGUUAUUCACCAUCUGCAUCUGCUUAAUAUUUGUAUUGACGCUCGACCCGCCCAUGCAGCACCAUCUACCGGCACAUUCUAGAGCACAAAUGGAGCGCUCCUUUGUUGGACGAAAACAACAAACUCUCCGUUCAUCUUAAAACGCUUUAUUUUCGCCAGUUUACCAAUAUUUAUUUAUAUUUCUUAUUCUGCUGGUCAAUUUGAAUGUAUCAAACUCUUUUAAGGUUUAUUAAAACAAGUCUAGCCGUCAUGAUUUGACCAAAUUGAUGCUAUGGGAACUCCGGGAUAGCUCGGACCUUUGAACUGUGAAGUAGCUGAUAGCUACAAGGUACCUAGGUGGGCUAAUGUUUAGCUUAGACCUUAGUCGCGAGGAGAUACGCACUUUGCCGAGCGGUUCAGAUGGCGGUCCGGUGGUUAUGUAGCCUGUUUGGGAAACCCUUUGAUGGUGGGAAGCGAAUGGACCAUGGCGUUCCAUCCCAGCAGCAGCCGCAACACCCGAUGGAUCCACACCAGCAGCCCACUUAUCAUCCCCAGCACCCGGCCAUGAGGCGUCUGUACGAGAUCCAGAAGGAAGUGGCCUCUCUGGGGCCACAGGUGUGCACCUUCAGCGGGCUGCAGAAUGACCGGGACUAUAAGCGGCUGGAGCGAGACCUGACCCGCCUACUGCUGGACGUGGACCAGGUGGACACGGAGGGGAAAAUGGAGCUGCAGGGGGCGAGGAAGCGGGCGGCGCAGGAGGUGGAGGGCCUUCUGCGUUACCUAGAGGAGAACGCGACUCACCCGUCGCGCGUCGCUAUUGAGGACCUGAGCAACAAGGCGCGGCAGCUGGUGGAGGAACGCGUGGUGGCGCCGCAGCGUUGUGGCGGAGUGGCAGAGAUCAACGACGAGCUGGUGGACGCCCUGCAGGAGCUGAUCCUGAGGCUCACCCAGAUAAAGACGGAAGGGCGGGUCCCUCUGCGGAAGGCGCGCUACAGGGCGCUGACACGACUCUGCGCCGUCCAGGAUGUGCUGGAAGGCCGAACGCCGCAGCAGACUCUCUCGCUGCCGCUGUCGGGGGAAACCCACGAGGCGGUGAACCGCAUCAACCAGGUGAUGGUGAAGGUCAGCGUGGCACGCAGCCAGCUGGUGGCGCUGCUGAUGGGCCUGAGCGGCCGCGACAGCUGCACGCAUUUGUCCCGCAUCCUGACGGAGAUGCAGGUGGAGCUGGACGCGCUGGAUGUCUCCGGAAACGCGGCCAUCCGGAAUUACCGGAAGCAAGUGGUGGAGGAAAUCAAUGGGCUGCUGAAGCACCUGGACCUGGAGGUGGAGGGAGACGACACCCGCAGGUACGACCUGGCCCAGAACAACUCCAUCCGUGAGAUUGAGGCUGUGCGGGCUCAUGUGUCUCACCUGCGAGAAGGUGUCCUGCGCCACUGCAUGGUGGGAGACAUGAGCUUCCGACCCAAAGCCGAGCUGCAAAGCCUCCUGACCAAGCUGGACCAAGUGGACACCGCCAAGAAUCCCUGCAUUCGAGAGGCCCGGCGUCGAGCCGUCGUGGAAGUCCAAGCCAUCAUCACCUUCCUGGACCUGCGCGAGGCUCUGGUGUGCCGCCAGCCGGGCCCCGCCGAGCACCCUUCGCACCGGGCCGUCUGGCUGGUCCUGGGGAGCCUGUCGGACCUCCAGGCUCAGGUGCUGGGCUUCGACGGGAAGCGCGUCGACAAGAGCUACAUGAUGCUGGAGGAGCUGUUGACCAAACAGCUGCUGACUCUGGACGCGGUGGACCCGCAGGGCGAUGAGUUGACCAAGGUGGCGCGGAAACAGGCGGUCAAGUUCGCCCAGAACAUUCUCAACUACCUGGACAUGAAGACAGACGAGUGGGAGUACUGAGGAACUUCAAACCACCCUGUACAUAAGACCUCGAGUUCCCAGAAUGCACAGCAGCUUUAUUUUGGCGGCUUUUCUCUCCAAGUCCAGACGACUUUUGUGAAACUCCUGUGCGACUGAGUGUGACUUGUCUUCUGUAGUCUCUGUGUUCGUGUCGACGCCUGCUGCCGAAGCGCUGGAACAACGCCUGCGACCACAGUCUCAUCCUCCAGAACUGCUCUCAGAUACACGGCUAAACUGGGCCGGAUCACUCAGAAACGGCUUCACUGUCUGACCUGAUUAAGUCGUCUGUAACCGCUCCAUGUGAGGGAAAGAAAAUCACCAUGACCUGGUUUAGGAGACGUGUUCACUGCAGCUCCGAGGUUUCACUAACUGUUGCUGUAGUAGUUACCACCAACUCAUCACUAUAUAAAGCUUCUUUUGGAUGGAAUGACCAGCUUUGAAUUCAUGGCCAUGAUUUGGUAUCACAACACCAACCACAACAGUCAGUACAACACUAAAAGUACUCCAAUAACUAGUACAAAACUGGCAGUCAGCUACUACGACUACUACUACUACUACUACAACUACCCAAUGCUACUAUUUCUACUACCACUGCAUUUAUCAGAAAAGACUCCCACUACUACAACUAUGUACUAUAACUACAACCAACAUAUUUAGGAGAGCAUUCAGUCCAAAUGUCAGUCAUUAAAAAAAUAAAUUAUAAAAAAUUACAAUUAUUACAGCGAGUACAUCAAUCCUGCAAGUACUACAAGUACUGCGUAUGGUACUGCUAAUAUGACUAACCAAAAUCGUGAAAUCUUAAUCAGUCUGACUACUACUACUAGUACUACAAACAGGGUUACUAUGACCGCAAUAGUCAGUACUACUAAACUACUUCCAUCCUUGGAAUACCACAACUACUAUUCUAAAAGGAACUCAAAAGCAACACUACUUGCACUACAACCAAAACAACAUUUCUCUAGUGAUAAUCACGACCAAAAACUACAAGCAAAGCUAUUGCAAUCACCAGCAGCAGCACAACUACUACUACUACUACUACUACUGUGGGACCCACAUGACCAGCAGCUGCAACAACACAAGUAUGUCUUCAAGUAUAACAAGCAUUGACAGCAACUGCAGCUCCAGAGUAAUGACAACUAGAGGAAUAUGAAGGACCAGCUAAAGUGUGUUUUGAUACACAGACACUGUUGAAACAUCCGGCCUCUCCUGUGUCAAAUCCUGGACAAAAAGGUAAAUUCAGAAAACAUGAAGUAUUUUCCUGCCACUGCUCAUCUCGGUUGUGACUUGGCGAGGGCUGAAAUAGAUGCGGGAACAGGUACCGUGGAGCUUUCUCUGCUGCUUCGUCUUUGGUUGCAUUCGCCCUUUUUGUAGAGCUGUGAAGGAGGGUGGUGCGAAGGAAGGAAGGAAGUGUGAAGCUUUUAUAUCCCCAGCCGUGACGCGUCAGUGCCGGAGGGAUGGCGGUCAGGUCCCCCAACACUGACUGUGAUCUCACUCAGCUGAGCCUUGUGGAACUGUGGAGGAUGCAAAUCUGUGCCUUUGUUUUCUCCCCCUUUCUCUAGUGUGAAGAGUGACUCAAUAGUGUUGGGAAAAAAAUUGCACUAUUUGCUGUUAAUUUAGGCUGAUUCCCAUCAAUAUUUAGAUUCCAAUGGCUGAUCUAUUAUGGGCUGUGUUGACACACGCGACGGCUCACCCUGCAGCAGCAUGAGUCAUCCCGCAUGGAGCCGCCCUUUUGCUCCGAAGCCGUUCGGGCAGAUGGAUCCUGAUGGAGGAGAACAGUCAUGACGAGGAUCAAAUCGUAUUAUAUCACAGCUCCGUGGUGACCUUUGGAAAAAUCUAUGCCGGUGUUUUGUAGAGCUGCGAAAUGAGCCACAUAACUGAUGUUCACCACUUGUUUUGUAGCUGCUUUACGUCACUUUUGAGUUGCACAAAAGGGGUUGUUCAUCUCUAAUACUGAGAUGAUUUUUUUAAUUUUUUUUUUUUUAUGGACGAUCCUGUCCUGUUUAAGGGUCGUGAACUUGAGUCGGCUUCAAACAGCUCCAGUUGUGCAGGGGUGGAACUGCUAUUAUUAGUGUCACUGACGUUUCGGAGCACAUCAGUGUUGCAUCGUCUGAGAAGAAAAAUGGCCUCUCCGUGAAAACCACUUGUUCCUGACACGCGCUUGAAAGUUAAAAGCCAGAUCUGGUGGUUUGACUUUAAAAUAUUCAGCAGCAACAUACAGACUGAGAGGAAACAUGAAGUGUUUUUUUUUUUUUUUAGCUGAACUUUUGUUGAAUGUAGUCGCUCAAGAAUGUUUUAUUUCAUGCAACCAAAGUCGUUUUAUUUAGACCUGCAGUCAUGAUGGUUCGGAUUUGUUCUGUAAGGGUGGCAAUUUUGUAGCUUGACCUGAGCCAUUUGAAUUUCAAAAUUUAGGUCCUAAAAAUGUCUAAAUUUUCAACUCUUUGUAAAGGUUUUUGAAGUUUUCCAAAAUAAGAAAAAAAAAGUCAAAUGUUUUUAUAUUUAAAAAUUAAGUAAACAAAAAAAAAGUCAAUUGAGUAAAAUAAUUUUUUAACAAAAUAAAAAAUAUAAAAAUUGGAAACAACAUAUGUAGAUGUAAACAAAAAAAAGCAAUACAAAUAGUUGAACUGAGACGAAUAAAUAUUUAAAAGUCGUGACUAAAUGUUUUCCUGGAGCCUGUGAGAUGAAAAUGCAGGAUCCCAACUUCAUGUGUUGACACUUGACUCUCCUGGGGCUGGAUCACCAACAUCCACGAUCUUAGCAGCGAAAAGUGCCUCUUCGUAACAACAGCAAAUAAAACAAGCACCUGAGUCGUCUGUAGUUUCUCUAGCUCCACAUCCGUCUUCGGAAGUUUCUUUAUUGAGCUUUAAAACAAGCACACACACGCACCGUCUUCGCAGCUUUGCCUUCCUCUCUUGCGAGAUUAUAAAACUAUGGUGUUUUCUUCUCUUUUCUGAUCUUGUCUGUAAAUGUAUUGACUGUCUGGCUAAAAGAAAAACAGGAGAUGAACAUGCUGUGUGGAUGCUUCUCGGUUGUGAGUGUGUAUCCCCACUAUGGAAUAAAGAUGUGUCUCCAUCAGAGCGGAGUGUGUUGUUCAUCCCCGAGAGAGGACGGGAAGUGCUCACUGGAAGCUUGAAAGGAGGAGACUCUUCUGGGUUUUAUUUUAAGAAGAAUGUACACCACCAUCAUGGAUGGAUGGGUAGCAGAUAUCUCACGCUUCACAAGG